AAAAAAAAAUCAACUUUAGGUGAUGUUGAAAAAUUUAGGAGUUUUGGGGAAAAUGGGAGGUGGUGUUGUGAUGUUUGGCAGCGGAGCAUUGUACCUUUCUCGCCGUGGUUGCAGAAUAGUGAGUGUAGUAGAGGCUGCGGGCGAUGGCGGUGGGAGGUGGCAAGUGCUGGACAAGUGGACAAGGAACUGAGCAAAGGCAAUGAUCGGGCUGCUCUGAAUCUUGUUAGGGAUUUGCAGGCCAAGCCCGGCGGCCUCCGCUGCUUCGGCGCCACCCGCCAGAUUCCGCAGAGACUGUACACACUAGAUGAGUUGAGGUUGAAUGGAAUAGAAGCUGCAUCUCUUUUAUCCCCUGUGGAUACGACGCUGGGUUCCAUAGAGAGGAGCAUUCAAGCUGCUGCUCUCUUGGGAGCUUUUGCUGUCUCCAAACUCUUUGAUUUCACCCCUCAACACAUCUUUUUCGCCUCUCUCGGAUUGCUCUUCCUCUGGACACUAGACGCCGUUUCUUUUGAUGGGGGGAUCAGUUUCUUGAUUGUGGACACGCUCGGCCAUUCCUUGAGCCAAAAGUACCAUAAUAGGGUUGUUCAACACGAGUCGGGCCAUUUCUUGAUUGCGUAUUUGCUGGGGAUCCUGCCCAAGGGCUACACUCUCACCAGCUUGGAAGCUCUGAAGAAGGAGGGAUCGCUGAAUGUUCAAGCAGGGACUGCUUUCGUGGACUACGAGUUUCUCGAGGAAGUGAGCACCGGAAAAGUAUCAGCCAGCACACUCAACACCUUCUCGUGUAUAGCGCUGGCUGGUGUGGCCACGGAGUAUCUGCUCCUCGGUGCUGCGGAAGGCGGUCUUUCAGAUAUCAACAUGGUUUGCCCGUCAUCUUCUGUCUUUCUUUUAUAAUAAAGUGAAUCACUUUUUCAA
This is a messenger RNA of Salvia miltiorrhiza (redroot sage), 909 nucleotides long. RefSeq lists its product as uncharacterized. NCBI's taxonomy places the organism in Eukaryota, Viridiplantae, Streptophyta, Magnoliopsida, Lamiales, Lamiaceae. The transcript is spliced from 6 exons. The record is from RefSeq and is a predicted model, not a curated record. Gene Ontology annotation, biological process: proteolysis. Gene Ontology annotation, molecular function: ATP binding; metalloendopeptidase activity; ATP-dependent peptidase activity. The annotation marks the transcript as partial.